UUUUCCCCUACGGGUGCGAGCCAAGUUCCAUAAUCAGACUGACAUAAUCCGUGGUCCGGGGCGGUGGUUCCAGCUUAACCAAUAAGGCGUGAAAUACUCCAAACAUGGACAGCUAUCGGUUUUAUGCCAUAGCCUCGGAUGCAGGUUCCCGCCAUAGUUCUUUGCCCUCAGCCCAUUACGCCCCGUUAGACUGAGAACAGCCCUGGCUGACCACCUCUGGGCUGAAAAAAAGGAUAAGCAGCGGGUUGGGGGCGAAAGCUGGGUUCGCAUACAAAACCCUUGUAGCCGGAUGUGAAUCGAAAAGUCUCUCCGAAACAGCCUCAUUCAAUCUGUUCACGAUGAAGUCUUCUCCGGCGGUUCUACUUCUAUCAUUGUUAUUAGCACGUACAAGAGAUGUUCUAGUGUCCGCCGAUUGCUACUUUCCGAAUGGAACCGCCUUCAAUAAUCCCGACCAUCGCAAGUGUCCGAAUUCAGCUGUAUGCUGCGCACUGGGCCGGUCGAAUCCGCCAGGAGGAGACGUAUCCAAUGGGCCAGCUAACGACGAAUGCCUACCGAACGGCCUCUGUGAGAACAACGUCAUGCAGGAUGGCCAGCCGAUCAGAACAUGGUGGAGAGACUUCUGCAGCGACCGCAACUGGAACCAGUCUACUUGCUUAUCAAUUUGCAUGACUGGGUCCUUCGUCGAUGUGUACGGGAACAUUAGAGUAACACCAUGCGAUGGAACCCGCACAUCAGAAAAGUGGUGCUGCGGCGAGACGACAGACUGCUGCGACAAACCUUAUGCCCUCGUCCUUGCUCAGACCUUAGGCGCAUCGCCAUCGACGAUAAGUUCGACCAUAUCUGGCCAUCCCACCAGCACCAGUAUAACGAAUAGCGCGACCGGCGAUCCUUCUUCCACUGCAACGACCAAUACGCCGGAUUCACCAAGCUCGGGCAAUCUUUCUGUGGGCGCGAAAGCUGGCAUAGGUGUUGGUGUUGCUGUUACGGGGCUGGUACUCCUUACCGUGGGCUUCAUUUGGGCAAAAAAGUCACGUUCGAGGAGAAAUGCGGUACCCUACGAAAGCCACGGUGUCGAACCAGGCAUUCCCGCUUACACAGAAUAUAAGCACAAUGCCGAACUUCCUGUUACACCAGGGGAGCUGUAUACGAACGAGGAAGUACAUGAGUUGCCAGACAAACCUGUCGAAAGGCUCACUUGAUGAGUGAGCCACCCUUUGUGCGAUUUACCGCCGACUUUUGAAUCAUGGACACAAGAAUUC
Westerdykella ornata is the source of this 1259-nucleotide messenger RNA. RefSeq lists its product as uncharacterized. The coding region runs from base 339 to 1199 and encodes 286 amino acids. The record is from RefSeq and is a predicted model, not a curated record. The transcript is spliced from 2 exons. Lineage: Eukaryota; Fungi; Ascomycota; Dothideomycetes; Pleosporales; Sporormiaceae.